This is a messenger RNA of Pseudo-nitzschia multistriata, 2408 nucleotides long. The record is from the annotation of a GenBank genome assembly. NCBI's taxonomy places the organism in Eukaryota, Bacillariophyta, Bacillariophyceae, Bacillariales, Bacillariaceae.
CCGCGUACGUCAGUUUAACGAUCAUGCGUGUGAAUUCAGCAGAAGGUAUAUCAUUCCGAACAAAUAUUAGUGGCGUGUUCACAAUUUACAACUGUCGUUCAUUCCAAAUUCCAAAUGGGUACUGCGAACGACGAAGAAACCGACGCCGACCGUAAACGCCUUAUCUACGCGUUGUUCUUAUCCGAUCUAGUUUACCGUUUUGGAGAAUUGAGAAAGGUUAUCGAGGAGUGGGGACUCGACGCCGCUGACCUUAGAGAGCAAUAUCUUCAACAUGUAGACGAUGCAGGAAAAAAAAAACGUUUUUUCAUGUGGGGAAAAGAUGGUAAAGAAUCCGAGCAUUCAAUAGAGGAAGUGAUGUCGGGCCAGGUCGGAAUGGACAAAAGCGUUCGUGUAACGCCGAAAAUCCCAAUAAAAACGAUAUUUGAUGUUAAGGAUAUGAUGAAGAAGGAUUUGAAGUCAACGACACUUGAUUGGAGCGACGAACUCACUGGCCAAAUCUCGGAUGAAUCAUACGAAAAGAUCUGGUUUCAGAAGUUUGACGCCAAAGAUCAUAAUAGACAACUUGUGCAUGCUAUCCUCGAAAGAGAGCUCAGCGACCAAAACCAAAAGAACGAGAUAUAUAUUGUGUUUCGUGGCUCUGUUACAGCAAGCGAUUGGAUCCAGAAUAUCCAAGCUCCUUUUGUAGAGAUCAAAAUCCGUUGUGACAAACACGUGCGGAAAAAGGCAUACCUUGUCGAACAAAGUUCUUUUUUCAAAAUUGAAAUCAACUCUGAUUUGGCAAGAAAGCUGAAGAAGGCCCUCAAUCAAGAUGAUCAAAUGGAUGACAAGCAAAGUAAGGCGAAGGGUUACCUCAAUAAGGAAAUACCCAUUUUGGUUCAUCAAGGAUUUCUGAACUAUUUGUUUCGGAAACCAAACGACAAAGCGGAUGACUGUUGUAAGUACGAGAGCAUUAAGAAUGAUGCCAAGAUACUUUUGGAAGAUAAAGAAUUUAACCCCAGAAAAACAGAAAAGAUGGUUGUUGCGGGACAUUCAUUGGGAGGAGCUCUAGCGACAUUGGCCUCAUUCUUUCUAGCAUGCGACAAAGAUAUCGAGGAUGCAAAUGCAAACGAGAAAGCAGUGAUUCAAUGCAUAACGUUUGCAGCCCCAAUGGUUGGGAAUAUUGGAUUCCAACGGGCUUUCAAUGUUCUUCUAUCGAACGAAAUCGAGGAACAGUCGGAUACAAUCAAGGACGAAAAAUCGAAUCUAGUAGAAAAGAAUGAUGGGCUCGGUAAUUCGUUUGAGCAUUUUCGUAUUACGAACCAUCGUGAUCUUUUUCCAUUGGCACCUCCUUUGACACGCUACCGUCAUGCCCCGGGUGAACAUGCUCAUUUCUUCAAGCCAAGUCCAUGGCUGUCGUCUUGCAAUAUAAAGUUCUCCAACGAAAAACCUCAUAAAUGGCUUUUUGAAGGAUGCUUCGGAAGCAAGAAGGUUAAAGAUGGUUACACGCCUAUUGUUCUCAUUCCGAACUCUUUGUUAUCGGGAUUGUUUGCAACGACACUUCCCUUCUUAUGCUGCUUAUUGACGACACUGCCGAUCCUGUUGAUCGUGCCAUAUCUUGGGCUGAAAAUUUUGAUUCGCUGUUUCUUUUGGACAUUGAUUCCUUUUCUUGACGCCCAUGCUUUUGAAAAGCUGCCGAUUCCAGAAUGCUUGGUGUCCGCUGGUGAAUUUUUCAAGAUUUCUUUGCUGUUUCUCGGUUGGUUGGCGAUACUUUUCUUCGCAGGAAAACCAAACACUGAUUGGAAAAACGCCACGUUGGUAUUUAUAUCCACUCCUAUUCUUGCAGCAUGCAGUCUUCGCCAUUUCGGCCGGGAAUGGUUCGACGCUAUUGCCGAGCAUGGGGAUGCAUGGUUCUUGGCAGGAAUAUUCUUUUUCCAAUUCUUGAUGCUGCUGGGUAACAAAUCCUACGAGGUUUGCACAGCGAAGACACAUGCGCUAACUGAUUAUUUGGAGAGCUUCCUUCAGGUUAAGUAGGAGCAUCAGAAAGGAUGUGAGUUCCGCCCGAUUCCAGAAGGAGAAUGAACGAAAAAAUCACACCUUUUUAUAUUCAGCUAGAGGGUUGAAUCGAGUACGAUCUUUUCUGUAUGGUUAGUUUCAGUGAUUGAUAGUUAUUCAUAUGGUUAUCAGUUCAACAUGCGUAUAAAUCAUCGAUACUUUAUUCUACUCUUUGUGGUCCCAUGAAUCUAACUUGCCGUAGUAGUUGAUCGCUCAAUUGCAAGUUGGACCCAUGGACCGAAGGCAUGCUUUUUCAUCUUCAUCGCAUGUACCUCAGAGAAAAAGAAACAUUUGCUUCUAUUUUUCUGAGGUACAUCAUCAUAGAAACAGUUUAAAUUAUCGAGCAAAAUGAUGGAGAAUAUAACUACAAAGUAACG